This is a messenger RNA of Orycteropus afer afer, 483 nucleotides long. It is a transcript of the gene PMP22, whose product is annotated as peripheral myelin protein 22. The record is from RefSeq and is a predicted model, not a curated record. The transcript is spliced from 4 exons. The coding region runs from base 1 to 483 and encodes 160 amino acids. NCBI's taxonomy places the organism in Eukaryota, Metazoa, Chordata, Mammalia, Tubulidentata, Orycteropodidae. Gene Ontology annotation, cellular component: plasma membrane.
AUGCUCCUCCUGUUGCUGGGCAUCAUCAUCCUCCACGUCGCAGUGCUGGUGCUGCUUUUCGUCUCCACGAUCGUCAGCCAAUGGCUCGUGGGUCAUGGAUAUGCAACCGACCUCUGGCAGAACUGUAGUGCUUCUUCCACAGGCAACAUCCACCACUGUUUCAUGUCAUCAGCAAAUGAAUGGCUGCAGUCCGUCCAGGCCACCAUGAUCCUGUCCAUUAUCUUCAGUGUUCUAUCCCUGUUCCUGUUCUUCUGCCAGCUCUUCACUCUCACCAAGGGGGGCCGAUUUUACAUCACUGGAAUCUUCCAAAUCCUUGCUGGUCUGUGUGUGAUGAGUGCGGCAUCCAUCUUCACAGUGAGGCAUCCAGAGUGGCAUCUCAACUCUGACUACUCCUAUGGCUUCGCCUACAUCCUGGCCUGGGUGGCCUUCCCAUUGGCCCUGCUCAGUGGUGUGAUCUACGUGAUCUUGCGGAAACGUGAAUAA